AUGACAUCCUCGACUUCAUGGUUCACGACCUUCCACGUCUUGUUGAAUACCCCCAUGGUUCCGCCUGAGCAGAAGGAGGAGACGAUGGACGUCCCACUGCAGGACUUCUCUUCACACUCGCCGCGGUCGAGUACAGACAGUGCCGAUAGCGUUGAAAGCAUCGACUUCAUCGACUCCCCUGGAGCCCUUUCAUACAGCCGGAGCCCGAGGAUGCCUCCACAGUGA
Molecule: messenger RNA, 225 nt
Organism: Fomitopsis serialis
Lineage: Eukaryota; Fungi; Basidiomycota; Agaricomycetes; Polyporales; Fomitopsidaceae
Exons: 2
Coding region: 1-225 (74 amino acids)
Source: RefSeq, a predicted model, not a curated record